Leopardus geoffroyi (Geoffroy's cat) is the source of this 1189-nucleotide messenger RNA. RefSeq lists its product as uncharacterized. The transcript is spliced from 2 exons. The coding region runs from base 8 to 739 and encodes 243 amino acids. NCBI's taxonomy places the organism in Eukaryota, Metazoa, Chordata, Mammalia, Carnivora, Felidae. The record is from RefSeq and is a predicted model, not a curated record.
UGCCAUAAUGGGCUGUUGGGGCCUCCGUGCCCUGAGAAUGCAUAUUUUAUCAUCGCCUUAUUGGGUCAGGAUUCUGGAAGCACUCAUCAACCACCUGACAAAGCAUCAAGGCGUCCCUCGAAAUGUUGUCACCAGCUGUGAGCCCAGCGCCAUGGGUCCGGGGUGGGGGGGGGGGGGUUGGGGACACCACCAGACACAGGUCCAUCUGCCCACAGCCCCGACCUUGGCCCGUCCUGGGGUCAACCCGGUGUUUACCCGGCCUACCUCGGGCAAGAUGCUCGGGGCAGAGGGGCCAGGGCGGGCGGGCAGGAGAACCGCCUCCUUCCCUACCAAGGCCCAAGCUUCAGAAGGUGUCUCUGAGGCUCCCCACACUUUACUACUGGGGUCCCUGAGGCCCCGCAAAGGGAAGGACGUGGCCAAGGUCACAAAGCAAGUCAGAGCGCAGCCAAGAAGAGGAGAAAAAGCCCUCGCCUUCUCUCUACAUCCACGGGCCAACCGGGGCCAGCCUGGGCUCACCUUUCAGGACCUGGCUCCUGUCCUACCUCUUCAGGGGCUCUUCCAGACUCUUCGAGCAGCUGUUAGGGCCCCGGGUUCCAGCCUCCAACUCGCUCCCAUCACAUCACGGACCUCUGGAGACUUACCCAUCCCCCACAACACAAACUCCACUCUGGCAAGGCACUGCGAGGAAGCCAGCGGGGCUGGCCGUCGUGAGCACGGGGCCCGGCAGCAGGAGGUUUGAAUUUCCUGUCCUUUCGGCGGAUCACGGCGCCCGCCACACCCCCAGCCCCCGUGGCCCGGCACCCUCAGGAGGCCGUCCUGGAAGGAGGCCAGGAGGGAGGGAGCAAGGCUCUCCUGCACGGAGCCCUGACCCAGGACAGAGCUCCGGGAAAGGAAGGUAACUGGUUGUUUCUGUCCCGAGGAGAACAUGCCGUGACCGUGAAUCUUCAUUCGGCUGUCCCCAAAGUGACAAACAUCCCCCAGCGUCCAUGCUGCUGCCUCCCCGGCAAUUUCUCUGUUUACAGGAUGUCUGGGGUGUCUAGACAGGCUGGGGUGGGGUGGGGGGAGUCAGAGAGUGGAGUCCCAAGGCAGUUCUCAGACGGCACACAGCUAUUUCUGCACAGAACAGCUAAAACCAAAAGACUGAAAUCUGCCUCUGCCUGAAGAGUUCAUUAAAUAGAAAUAUGCUUAA